CCACAGCAGCAAUGCCAAACCUUACUUCCCAUCACAUCCCAUCAGAGCAGAGCCCUGCUUUGUCCGGAGCCCGCUUUCGUUGGAGCCUGGGAAUGCUGACGAUGUGCCCCCGGCGCUACCCCCAAAGCAGGUGACAUACAAAUCUUCAGCUUCAUCUUACCAGAUCAAGGAGGCCCAUCUGAAGACGAUAGCCAAGGUUGAGUCCAGACUCCCCAAGGAGGAUGAGGAGGCAGGGCACCAGAUUCCUGACAAGGAACGGGAGAGGAAGGCCUCUGGGCCGGGGCAGUCCGUCUUCAACUUCCCCUCGCCAACGCACGGGGAGCAGCACAGAUACCCGUCUCCAAAGACGUCCCCAACGUCAGCAACCAAGGAGCCAUCGCCGUCAGCUCAAGUCACCUCAAGACCAAGAACAAGGACCUCCCCUCCCCUGCCUUCCAAUAAUAAGGACAUAUCGCCGACCCGUCCGGUUAGUGCCGGGUCGAGAACAAAGUCCACACCAGAUUUAGCUGAGACCACCGAGAGGUCACCGUCUCAUCCAGCCAGCACAAGACCAAGGACUAGAGCCUCUCCUCCCCUGACUUCCACCAAGGGAACAUCCCCUACUCACCAGGGGAGACCUAGGACCAGGACUUCCCCACUGCUCCCUACCGGCAACGAGGCAUCUCUAACUCAUCCAGGGGGUCCGAGGACUAGAAUCUCCCCACCCCCGGCCGCCAGCGAGAAGUCCCUGACACACCCAGCAGGUCUGGCAACCAGGACCUCCCCUUCCCUGACUACCAGCAAAGAGACGUCCCCGGCCUAUCAGGUCCCAGCCAGUCCACGGCCAAGGGCUGAGAGCUUCGACUUGCCCCCUCCUCCAACACCUCCCGCCGUGCCAGUCAUCGAGGACUUGGAGCAGAUUGGGGAACUUCCGCCACCCCCUCCAGAGGUACUUGGAGAAUACCCUAUCUGUCAGGAGGAGGACAAGCACGUGGUUGAAGAGCAAAUAACUAGGAGGAGAGCUGCCCAAAUCCAUGCCGCAGUGAGCCGCCCAGAGUCCCAAAUAGACCACGCCUCCUCCCCCUCUGCCUCAUCUCGCACGUCCAGCCCCAAUUCGGUAGACUCAACCGAGGAAAGGUCAGCAUUCACCAACCCUGACAUCGACCAAGAGGUCAGACCAAGAUCAGAGACACCCAAGAGGGAGGUGAGAGUGUCCCCCAGCCUCGACAACCGAGCAGAGGAAGCCGACAUCCUGACCAGGAGCAGCACACCGUCCUCGCUUUCGAGGAUCAGCCCUGUCGGCCGCGGGCGGCCCCCACUUGACUUGGGCCUGGAGGAUGAGGCCAAACCCAUUGAGGUCAUCGAGAUUGUCCACACCCCAACCCUCUCGCCAAAGCGGGGCGAGCGCGACCUGCCGGGGAGUGCCCGGGAGCACUCCCAGGAUCCCUUAGUGGACUGGGUCCUCCACUCACUCAAUCCCCAGGACGUUGCUCUCAGAGAGCUGUUCAAGUUUCCAGAAGAGCCCCAAAGGCCAGGGGCACUGACAGAGGAGCAGAUGCCGCACGAGAAGAAGGAAGAAGCCCAGACACCUAAGAGGUCUGAGUGUGACGUCAAGUCACUGACUCACGCCCUGUCCAGCUCCAUGUAUCUCCAGAUCUCGCCAGCCAAGGCCCUGCUGCUGACGAGGGCCAAGAGCAUGAGCGGCCCCAGCGAAGUGGUGCAGGGAGACAGCGAAGAGCUCAGGAAGACCAAGGAGGAGCUCAUCAGCAGAUUGGCCCGGAAGGUCUCGGACCUGAGAAAGGAGAAGGAAGAACUCCUGAAGGAGAUGAGCAACAUUGAGGACCUUGGCAGGCAAGUCACAGAAAAUGUGAGGAAGUCCUGCAAGACCAGCAACGUGGACAAGUACCUGAUGUAUGUGGGCGAUGCGGACAGAGUCACAAAGCUGCUCCUCUCGCUGUCGCGCCGUCUGGCCAAGGUGAACAGCGUGCUGGACAGGCUGGAAGGCAACGAUGAGGAAGAACAAAAGCCCGAUCUUCAGAAAAUGCAUGAGGAUUUGAUGGGCAAGUACGAGGACGCCAAGGGGCUGAAAAAGAGCAUCGAUGCCCGGCACGUCCAGAUCAGCAGCAUGCUGCAGGACCACCUGAGCCCUGAGGAGUACGAGGACUUCUGCCACUUUGUGCCCAUGCGGUCCCGGCAGCGCAUCACGGCCCAGGAGCUGGAUGACCGCAUUGCCCUGGGGGAGGAGCAGCUGCAGGCGCUGAGGGAGAGCCUGAAGGGGGAGGGCGGGCCAGAGGGCGAGGGGUCACAGAGUGGGGCCCAGGCCAGCUGAUGCGGCGGGCGAGACGUGCCCAUUUUGGUCAGAUGAAUGGAUCUGAGGACCCGGUCGUGUUGGCGGCUGCUACACAACUGAGACAAUUCUGCCAAUGCUUUCUUGUGAGAAAACGGUGCCAUGCUGACAGUCCUUCCCGCAACAUGUGACCUAUGUCAACGUCUGAGGCUAUUAAAGGAAUAAUUUGGCUGAGCCGCGUGAUUGGAAUGGAUGCAGGGACUCACAAAUGUCUCCCGGCCAAUCAGAGAUUAGCCUUUCUGAGCAUGAUUUUUCUUCCCCGAUGGAACUCCAGUGGGGUGGCAAAUGAGUUGACUUGGUGCUUUCUUUUUUUGGGGGGGGUUGUAGAUAUUCUAUUGUGGGCAUCAGGCAGACUCUGCUUUGAACAAAUCAUUCCAAGUGUGCUGUGCUUCCAAGGCAGCACUAAACAAAUGACUUGAAUUAAGUGUAGCGCCCUCUAGAGGGUUUUGACUGGCAGGCAGAUGGCCCAGCUUACCUUUCAUGUAGUAAGAGAGACAGCUGUAAAUUUUACAGUAAACAUUAACAAGUUUGUAACAAAACAAAAACAUUGUGCCUACAUGGUGCAACGGGAAAAAGUAUAGAGUUUCUUCAUUUAAUCUUCAAGGAGGUCUGCGUUUUCAUGUAUUUGUAAUGUAAGCUAUGUGUGCAAAGUGUGUCAAAGCCUUGCCGAUGUUCUUUUAAUACUGCAGAUUUUUGUCAUUGAGAUUUUUCUGUCAUCUGGUGCCUGAAGAUUCUCUUCUCUUAAUAGGCGUAACAUCCAAAGAAUUUUGUUGGUUCUCUUUUGGAAGCCACAGUAGACGUGCUUUAAUUUUCAUUUCUGGGGUUUUAGUGUUUCUUCAAUAAACUUCCUUCAAGUUGCAUCUCACCAAGAAGCGAUAUUGUACAGAUUCGUGUGUUGAGCUCAUGUGCCGAGCACAGCACGCCUGAUACAACAGCCGAAAAGUAAACCACAAAGGAUGGUUAGGUAAUUGGAGAAGAGUAAAGUGUUUUGUCACGUUUUGUUCUACUCUCUCAUUUCAAUCGUAACCACUGUAAACUUUGGUAUUCCACGUUUCAAGAAUUAUAUUCAUGCAGAGAGAACCAAGCAGAAGGCACUAAGCUUGUUUUUUUUUUUCUGUCCCAGAGUAAAGUAUGUACAUGUAUUGCCAAUCACGUUUUGGUGUAAAUAUAUAACUAUAUAUAUAUAUAUCAUCUUGUAUCUGUUUGACGUGUCAUAUGAGUUUGUCCACAAUAUUAUCCUAUGGGCUAAUUGUGAACAGGGUGUUUGCGUGUGUGUGCGUUUUGUACUUCAUUCCUUCACUGUGUUGGGCAUGCCUAAUCAUCUUCCAGCUGAGAGCCCGCUAAGCGUACUACUUUGCUGAUACCCAGAAACUAAAGGGUGAUAGCAUGCAAUUUGUGAAUGGUAUUCCCUGAUAUCUGCUUACAGUGUAAAUACGCUAAGCAGGGUUUUACGUGCUUAGCGUGAAAUGAGGUCAGCAGCAUUCUGAUGUGUGUGAGAGCUGCCUGGCAUUAGAAUGUCACUCGGUGAAAUUGCUUUGUACAUAUCCAAUGGAACCUUUGGCUGUAAUUGGUUUAUUGUGGUAGAAAAUAUUUACAUGUUUUGGGGGUAAUUUUGUUAUGCAGCUUUUCAAAAAUGAACCUUCCACUGCCCCUCUGUUUUUUCCUCCCAACAUUGUAACAAAUAUUGCCAUUUUGUACUCCCUGAAUCAAACAGGGACAGCCCGAGUACUGUCCUUAGUUGAGUCUGUACGUGUUUCGAUUCACGUGCGAGUACGUUUUCCAACCGCAUGGACCACACUGAUGUAAUUUUGCGUUCUUUGAAGAGAAUCCUGAGCACGAGGUCGUUUUCCGAAAAGUAUCACAAAAUGAUGGCAUUCCCCACAACAAGAAUGAUUUGAACAAAAGUUUGAAUAGCAUACAUGUCUGUGAUUUUCAGUGCAGUGACUUGAAAGGAUUUUUUUUUUUUCAUUUAUUUCUAGGAAAGGCUAUGCACCAAAUUUACUCGGUGUUUCAAGAGGCUGACCCCAAAACGUUUGCUUGCUUGCUUGAAAACUCAAAUUCAGGCAAGAUUAUAUUAAAUUAUGCAUACUAGAUCCUUUUUUAUACUAGAUGUUUGCGAAAAGUUUCAUGUAUUUAAAUGAGUAAUUUAUUCUCAGUGUUUAUAGAAAUCACAACCAAAGAUUAGUUAUCCAGUGAUAUCCAGUAAUUAAUACCAAAUUUUUUUUUUCCUUUUUCAUUGAUGUAUGACUGAUAAUGCAAAUUUGGAUGGAAAAAAGUAAAACAUAUUGGUGUGAAUAUUCCGUGUUUAUAUCUAAGCAUAAGGGGAUUUCUCUUUCACUAGAGAGUCGCAUAAUUCAGAGUUGUUCAGUGGAAAAGCUUUAUUUCUGUGCUUAUCAGGAAGAAAAACAGACCAAAUAUGGGUGUCUUGCCACAUCAAGCAGCCGUAGAGUAAACUAAAUGUGCUGCCUCUGUGAAUGAAGUGUUUUCAACAAUACAACGCGGUUGAAAGUUUUUGUGUUGCUUUUGAUUUUUUUUCUCCAAGCAGUACUGUUUGUUUCCAAAUUGAAACAACACCUAAUCUGUAAUAAUAUUGAUAAGUUGGAAACCUGGUUUGAAGUACUUCAGGAAAGUGUAGCACAGAAGACCAUUUGAAAGCUUUUAACGGUUUCCAUUUCAUGACUUUGUACAUUAACUUGUGUUGGUAACUUUUUUAGCUGGUACAUGUAUUUGGAAAGACAUUUUUAGUGCCAAAAGAACAUUCAGUUUCUGAGUUUUCUGAGUUGUUGUGAAACUGUGGUUUUUCUGCCGUCGUUAUCUGAGAGUGUUAGGUCGAGAUUUUGGAGGACUUCAUCUAGAGGCCCAUUUUCACGGAGCACACGUUCCUGAAUUCAGAGUGAUUUGUUUCAAAGGCAAGGGCUGUGAAAUGCUUCUGGAUGCAGAAAUCAAACUGAAUUGUGAGACUGAACCCAUGUUUGGUAAUUCCUUUGUAGCAUAAUUUGUAACGUCUCGUUAACAUUGACAAAAAAAAAAUGGCUUCAAGUACUUUUGUUUCCGUUAUUAGCAAUUGUCCAAACUUAUUUUCCCUUCCUGUUUUUAAGUUAUUUGGUUGAGAAGUUAAAAUGCCACCAUGAACACUGUAACUUUCUUUAAAUGGUGCAAUAGACAAAAAAUUGGGGGUUUUUUUUAGGAAUUGAUGGAAACUACUUUUGAGUCUUGUGUAGUUUAACUUCAUUGACAAGUAGUUGGCUUUGGCUACUACAAAAUAAUGAUCAGUGUAUCACUGUUCAUGACAUUCAAGCCAAGUGCCAUCACUGCUGUGUGUGGGCAACCAUAUUAUAGUCAGAUACCUUUUCUCUGAAACAAAGUAAUGAAUUAUUUUCUGAGGGACGUGGAUUUUGUUAACCCAAAAAUUCUCAACAAUGUAAACAUGCUAAAACAGAACUUGCUUUGUAAAAUCAAAGCUUGUUGAUAUGCUGACAUAACUGGGUUUUGUAUUUACCAGAUUCCUCAAACGCAAAAGCUAUCAGAAAUUGUAGAGGACGUUUUUAAUUGAGAAAACUGGAGUAAUAGUUUUAGUAAAACUUGGGAAACGACUUCGAAAUAAUGUCACUGUACAAGACAUCUGGUACAAGUAUUGUACAUAUUUUUUCCCAUAAAAAUGUAUAUUUUUGUGAAUAGGAAACAAACACUUAUGAAGUGUCAUAAUUAACGUUUUCUUUAAUUUUUACAUCGGAAUUUAAAAAGAUAUAAAUCACACAAUGGUACAAUGAUAGGUUACGGCAUUUUAAGGGGAAAUUUUGCUGUCACACACAUAGCAUGUAGUGUACUGUGUAUGACGCCUUUUUAACGUUAUGCUUUAAUAAUGGGAUAGAUUGUAUUGUGGGCUGAGCCGGGUUCCGUUCACGGAACAUUGGUUCCAGACACAGUGCUUAUAAAUUCCGUGCAGUUUUAUGCCUAGUAACUUUUUGUUGGAAUUUACGAAUAAAGAACUGAAGAGCUAGGUUGACGAA
Acanthaster planci (crown-of-thorns starfish) is the source of this 6336-nucleotide messenger RNA. RefSeq lists its product as uncharacterized. Gene Ontology annotation, cellular component: cortical actin cytoskeleton; adherens junction; apical junction complex. The record is from RefSeq and is a predicted model, not a curated record. Lineage: Eukaryota; Metazoa; Echinodermata; Asteroidea; Valvatida; Acanthasteridae. Gene Ontology annotation, biological process: actin filament organization. Gene Ontology annotation, molecular function: actin filament binding.